Messenger RNA from Yamadazyma jaroonii, 270 nucleotides. Lineage: Eukaryota; Fungi; Ascomycota; Pichiomycetes; Serinales; Debaryomycetaceae. The record is from the annotation of a GenBank genome assembly.
AUGAGUGAUAAAGUUCCUAUAUUAAGAGCAUCAGAUAUCUCUGAUGAUUUGCAAACUAAAAUCUACGAAUUGAGUCAAGAUGCUAUAGCCAACUACAAAAUAGAAAAAGAUAUUGCCACAUACUUAAAGAAAGAAUUAGAUCAAUUGUUCGGACCUACAUGGCAUGUCAUAGUGGGAGAAAGUUUUGGAAGUUAUGUCACUCACGACCAAGGAUUCUUUACAUACUUUUACAUUGGAGAAUUGGCGUUCUUAAUCUUCAAGAGUGGUUAA